CUGUUCUAACUUGUUGAUCAAAACAAGCCGAAAGUAACAAUGUAGCUUUAUUUUUAGAAAACAGCAAAAAUUAUAUGUUUUAACAAAACACAAACAUAUAAACGUACCAAUUUUGGCAAAGGGCGAAUUGGGUGAAGCCUGGAGAUGAAGUUCCGUAACAAUGGAAAGGUUUUCUGGAACUUGGCAAGGGGAUCGGUUAGGCAGCAGAUUCGAAAUGCCGCCGUCAAGAAAAUGCUAAUCGCCAGCUUUAGCACCACCAAGGAACAUUCGAACUCGGAUCAACCAAAUCUUCUAAAGUACCACGUUUUACCACUCGAAGAAACCCUGAAAAGGUUUUUGACCACUGUUGAACCACUGCUGACCCCUGAGGAGAUGGCCAAACAAAAGGACUUGACUGCCAAGUUCUUGAGGAGGGAAGGAUCCAAAUUGCAAAAGCUCCUGCAAGAAGUUGGCAGUAAGGAGAAGAACUGGUUGGCCCACCGCUGGCUUAAAGUGGCCUACCUACAGUUUCGAUCCCCAGUCACUGCCUUUGUCAGUCCCGGCAUGACCUUUCCCAAACAGUGUUUCGGAAAUGAACACGACUUUGUGGAUUAUACGUCCAGAGUUAUCUUUGGCUUGGGUGAGUUCAAUGACUUGGUGCAUGCCAAGAAAAUUCCGAUUGUUAAGAUGGGCGCAAAUGAGUUGGACAACAGUCAGUUUGGCAAGGUAUUUGGGACAUGUCGAAUACCCAGAAGAACUACCGACGAUAUCGUCUAUAAUCCAUGCUCUGAUUAUGUGGUGGUGAUCUACAAGAAUCAUUUUUACCAACUCAAAAUAUAUGAUAAGGAGGGAAAACUAAUUAUAGCUCCAUGUCUGGCUGUUCAGUUGGAGGAAAUCAUGUCGAAGGAAACCAAACUGGGGAUUCCCUAUGGUAUUUUGACCACCGACUCGAGGGACAACUGGGCCGAGGCCUACGAACAUCUUUCAGAUACACCUCGAAACAGGGAAGCACUGAAGACCAUUCAAAAUGCUCUAUUUACUGUCUCCCUAGAUAAGUGCACCUCCCCUAAGGAAGGUAGAGAAGAUGAAGAGCUAAUUCUUUCCCUGAUCCAUGGAAAAGGAAGUAAUGCCAACAGUGGCAAUCGCUGGAUGGAUAAAACUAUUCAAUUGGUGGUCAACCCGAAUGGAAACGUGGGAUUCACCUAUGAGCACUCACCAGCUGAGGGCCAGCCCAUCGCCAUGAUGAUGGACUAUGUGGUGAAGAAUUUGGACGAUGAUCUUAGCUACGGGGAAUGCGGAUCAGAAGACUUUACGCCGGCUCAGAAAAUACAGUUCUGUCCGGUUAGUAAAUGCGUUGAGCAAUGGCUGACUAUAGCGCAAAGGAACAUUGAUAAACUUGCCUGCGCUCUGCAAAUCAAGGUUCUCAGAUUUGAGGGAUACGGAAAGGAUUUUAUAAAAAAACAGCGUCUUGGUCCGGAUAGUUUUAUUCAGAUCGCCCUGCAGUUGGCCUUCUUUAACAUGCACUCUGAGCCAGCUGCGCAAUAUGAAUCGGCACAUUUGCGCAUUUUCGAUGGCGGUCGAACUGAAACUAUACGUUCCUGUUCCAAUCAAUCCUUGGCCUUUUGUUACGCUAUGGAGGAUCCGGGUUUUACAAAUCAGGAACGGGCUGAUAAACUUCGUGAGGCGGUUAUGUGCCAUCAAAUGUAUGCCAAACUGGCUCUUCAAGGCAAAGGAGUCGAUCGUCACCUGUUCGGACUGAAACUGAUGGCUGUAGAGCAUUGUCUGCCCAUUCCAGAGUUCUUCACAUCGCCAGGAUAUGUUAAGUCCAGUCACUUCCGCAUGUCGACCUCCCAGGUAGCCACGAAAUAUGAUGCUUUUAUGGGUUAUGGUCCCGCCACGGACGAUGGAUAUUCCUGCUGUUAUAACCCACGAGAGAAUGACAUUAUUUUGGCCAUAUCUGCGUGGCGCCAUUGUCAGGUAACAGAUCCCAUUAAGUUGGCCAAGAUGCUCAAGCAGUCCUUUAAUCAAAUGAGGGAGGUUCUAGAAAACAGCCCAGUUUCGGGAGAGAAACCACCUGCGCCUAAUUGCAAACUUUGAAAAUGUUUUUUGAUUGUCCACUUUCAGUUUUUUUAAAUUAUUAAAGUAUUUGAUAACACCAUGCAAU
Drosophila subpulchrella is the source of this 2143-nucleotide messenger RNA. Its product is annotated as carnitine O-acetyltransferase. The transcript has a single exon. NCBI's taxonomy places the organism in Eukaryota, Metazoa, Arthropoda, Insecta, Diptera, Drosophilidae. Bases 145 to 2076 code for a protein of 643 amino acids. Gene Ontology annotation, biological process: carnitine metabolic process, CoA-linked. Gene Ontology annotation, molecular function: carnitine O-acetyltransferase activity. Gene Ontology annotation, cellular component: peroxisome. The record is from RefSeq and is a predicted model, not a curated record.